This is a messenger RNA of Drosophila rhopaloa, 1401 nucleotides long. It is a transcript of the gene PGAP2, whose product is annotated as post-GPI attachment to proteins factor 2. Gene Ontology annotation, cellular component: endoplasmic reticulum membrane; Golgi membrane. The record is from RefSeq and is a predicted model, not a curated record. Gene Ontology annotation, biological process: GPI anchor biosynthetic process. NCBI's taxonomy places the organism in Eukaryota, Metazoa, Arthropoda, Insecta, Diptera, Drosophilidae. The transcript is spliced from 2 exons. Bases 184 to 951 code for a protein of 255 amino acids.
CCAGCUGCUUAUCGAUCACUUGUAUACAACUUCUUUUGCAAUGUUUACAACGUAAGCAGAAAAGUCCGCGAAUAAGUCCGAGAUUAGCCUGUUUAGGAGCGAGGAACUGAAAAAUGUGGAGCGUGAGCCGCUAAAGAACGACCUUACCAACAUCCCCCGACGUCCACCCACUCCAAAGGUGAAAUGCUGCCCACAUACGAGCGUUUUAGUGAUCCCAAAAGCGUCUUUUUCCGGCUUCCCUUCGCAAGACUGGCACUGGUGGCUCUGAGUCUGCCCCUUGGAGGAUUCUUCUUCUGUGUGAUAUGGUCGCUUACCUUUGACUUCGUGAGAAGCACCUACACCCACUGCGAUGUGACCAACUAUCUGCCCUCCGUUUCCGCGGCCAUUGGGAACUAUGAGCCCCAAAAAACCGUUUGGAGAUUGGCCAUCUUCUUGCAUUUACCACUCCGUUUGGCGGUGGCCAAGAUUUAUUUGGAGCACUACCGGGAACAUAUCCGAAGGAGCCGGAGAUUGCUAGGAAUCCUGGCCUGCUUCCUGAAUGUCAUUGAGGACUUGGCUCUUUUCUGCCUCUCUUUUUGGACCUCAGCGGAUCACUAUGAAAUGCAUAGAAACGCCUUUGUAGUGUUUAUUGCCUGUUCCGAGUGCUAUAUGCUGGUCUCCUAUCUGCUGAAUAGGAAUGUCCGAAAAACCGUGCUCCUGCCGCACGAAGAAAAGUCGCUGAGAUACAAGAGGAACCUGUUUUUGGUGAAUGUGGUGGCCUUUGGAUUGGCUGGAUACUGCUUCGUCAGGCACAAUUCCCAUUGCGAGGCGGGAGUCUACACCUUUUUUGCCUUGUUCGAGUACAUCGUGGUGCUGACCAACAUGGGUUUUCACAUGACAUCUUACUGGGACUUUUACGCCCUCAACGUGGUGUGCGAUGCCAAGCACGGCCUUUACCUAUCACAAUUAUAGAUCAAUUGGAAGGUCAAUUCCAAAGCCGCCAUAACAUCCAGCCCCUCGUCCUUGAGUAUUCUGUACAUACGCGGUAUUAGCUUAAGCUCAAAGUUUACUUAAUUUUACCAAAGGAAACUGCUUCCGGGGGACUCCUACAGGAAAUUAUUCAGUAUGACAUGAUCUGAUGCAUACACACGCUUCUAGUUAAGGCUUAUUGUAAGCUUAAAAAGUUUCUGAUUGAUUUAGUUAAAUUCGAACCGAGUUCCAUCUUUAUGUAAUGCAUUAUUUAUACACGUGCUUUUAGUUAGGAUAAUGCUUAAAUUAUAUUCUUUUUAUACACACGCAAUUUUAAAUUGGCUUUUUGGUUAUAAUAUUUCCUAAGCAUAAAAUUGUAUUUAUUUUAAUUUUGGUAAACGAUAAAUUAGCAACGUUUUAAUUAAAUUGUCUUAACAAAUUUCUUAAUGAUAA